AUGAGGAAGAUCAGAAGAUUGAUAAUGGCUUUGAAUAUCAUUUUCUUUGCUUGGCUGAUCCUUGCCGGAAACCAGCCUAGUACUGCAAUAAGCACAUCUGAUGAUGAUCUGUGUGCUGAACAGAAGUGUAGCCCUGAUGGCCCGGCCGUGAGGUUCCCGUUUGUGCUCCAGGGAAAGCAGCCUGAAUACUGUGGUCAUGAUUCAAGCUUCAAUCUCCACUGUGACCAACUCAACCGCACUAUACUUGAGCUGCCUUCCUCAUCCAUAAAAGUUCAGGUAACCAACAUCUCCUAUCUGUCUCAAAUGAUGGAAGUACUGUCUGUCGAAACCUGCUUUGCAAAGCACCUAAGAGAUCUGGACAUAUCCGCCACCCCCUUUUGGUAUGACUCGCCAGAGUCCUAUCAAUAUGAACUUCCCGGCUUCUUGAACGGUAAUAACUACUCAUUAUUCAAUUGCUCCUCAGCAAGAGCAGACAAUGGUUAUUUUUGGUCUAAGGUCGAUUGUCUAGAGAACAAUGGGUACAACGUUCAUGCAACAUAUCAAGAUAUGGGAAUUCCAUAUGUAGCAGAAGUUAUGGAAUCUUGUACAAAGAUGUAUGACGUGAAAUUGGUUACGGGGACACUAUUUCAAACAGAUUUCUUGGAACUGUUUUGGUCUUUGCCGCUGUGUCGGAAGUGUGAGUUACAUGGUGGAAUUUGCAGAUGGAAAGGCGGAAGUAGAAAUGAAAUUGGGUGCUUAAGAGGAAACAAACACCAGUCUGGGAUACUGAAGAAACGUUUAUUUAUUUCUGGUAAGUUUUGUGGUUUUUCUUUUUUUCUUUAUCUCAAACCAGCUGAGGAUUGA
Molecule: messenger RNA, 843 nt
Organism: Oldenlandia corymbosa var. corymbosa
Lineage: Eukaryota; Viridiplantae; Streptophyta; Magnoliopsida; Gentianales; Rubiaceae
Source: the annotation of a GenBank genome assembly